UUCUGUUCCCCCUCCUCCCUGAUAUAGGGUCCGCUCUCCUUUGCUCGGCGGUAGUUUUUCUUUUCUUUUUUUUUCUUCGAACAUCACAGUCUGCUCAGAUGUCACCGAACCUGCACUGAGGUGGCUGUCGUUAGCACAGAUGCCUUUGCGACUAUUUGCCCUUCUAAUCUUGGUUUGUAACUGUUUUAUGGUGAGUUCGCCAACAAGAAAACCCAGAGCUCUCUCGAAAGACAACCCAUCGUUGCCCGUCUGUAGGAACUGUCUGGAGUGCUCCAGAGAGAAUGGCUGCCUGCGCUGCCCGGAGAAGCUCUUCCUGUUCCUGCAGCGGCGGGGCAUGAGCCACCACGGCUCCUGUGUGCACGCCUGCCCGCCCGGACACUUUGGCCUGCGCGGCAAGGACAUGAACCACUGCAUGAAGUGCAAAGCGCCAGAGUGUGAGCAGUGCUUCAGCAAGGACUUUUGCACCAAGUGCAAAGGCGGAUUUCAGCUGUUCAAAGGCAGGUGCUUCAGCAGCUGUCCCGAAGGCACCUUCCCGUACCUCACAGACUGCAUUGAGGGCUGCCUCUUCAGCCCCCUCAGCUACUGGGGCGAGUGGAGUCCCUGCCAGCACGCCGGGCUGAGCUGCGGCGUGCGAUGGGGCCACCAGACGCGGAGCCGGCUGCUGACCCAGACGGUGCCCGAGGAGCUGGCCGCGCUCUGCCCCACCACCAGGGAGCGCCGACGCUGCCGCAUGAAGAGGCGCUGUCCCAAAGAGCGGCGAAAGGGCAGCAGAAGGGUUGCAGUGAGGAAGGCACAGAGACACCCGAAGCAUCAUCCCAAAAACACCACGGCAACAGAAGCACCUUCUGAACCAGUGUCACCGCCUCCACACAGACAAGUCUAAGGCCGGCUGCACAUUGGCUCUGACAGCACUGCGGCGCACUUUGCUUCAGACAUAAUUUGGACCCCCAAACCAAAUUUCACAUGAACAUAGCAUUGAUAGUCAAUGGGCGGCGCCGACCAAAAUAGAACUUGUCUCUAAUUGCUAUCCGACAUCGGCGAAUGUCCACGGACAUCGGUGCCAGUGUGCGUGGUUCUAUUGAAAACAAUGAAAUCGAACUUUUACCCAGCGGUGCUCAGCACUUUGUCGGAGCCGGUGUGCGGAAGCCCUAACAUGCCCUCUACACCCCAAUACCCCCAACUGCAACAUGUUAUCACGGCUGGAAUGGCCAUCUGGCAUAGCGGGCAUUUCCCGGUGGGCACCGCACCC
Engraulis encrasicolus (European anchovy) is the source of this 1249-nucleotide messenger RNA. RefSeq names its product R-spondin 4 (gene rspo4). The transcript is spliced from 5 exons. The record is from RefSeq and is a predicted model, not a curated record. Lineage: Eukaryota; Metazoa; Chordata; Actinopteri; Clupeiformes; Engraulidae. The coding region runs from base 140 to 883 and encodes 247 amino acids.